AUGGCUGUCGCUCUCUGCGCAAGAAUCGCAGAUUCGCUCGCUAAGCGAUUUACCACCCUGCUCUCAGCUUCCACAAGCAGCAUCUGCAUGCGUUUAGAGUACAUGAGCACGGCAAUCCCGGUUGGCGAAGACCAUGGCUCAGCCAACGAGCCUCCAGACCCCUCGUGUCUCCCUCUGGUACCACUUAUGGGAAGCCCGUCAAAAGCUGAACACGAACCCGAGGCCUCGCACCCGGGUCCAACGCCCGCAAGCGCCGCUUUCUGUAGGAUGCUUCUAGGUAGUUCCCAAAGGGUCAUGCCUGUUCCUUCAAACGUCGCGUUCGCUUUUGCUGAGGCGGGGUCAGGAAUCUUUCAGGCAUACGAAACCUCCCACCUUGCACUGUCCCUCGCAAACAUUUUAAUCAUCUUUCUCACGUCCGACCAGGAUGGUCAAGACAGGCAGAAGGAUCACUUCCUCCCUGUCGCAUUUCGCACAAUACUCCCCAAUCUGUCAGUUACGCGGGCCGUAGCCGUCCGGAACCAAUCUCCAUCGUCAUCCACCCGCGGCUUGUCUUGUCUGACACACGACAAGGGACCUUGGACCCCAUGCAUCCAACCAAACGCCAGCGGGGUGCACACCGAAGGAACAAGGGAAGUCAAAUAUCACGUAUUCAGGCAUGCAAGCGAGAGAGGGGACCAAUUGCCCGCCUAA
Molecule: messenger RNA, 690 nt
Organism: Alternaria burnsii
Lineage: Eukaryota; Fungi; Ascomycota; Dothideomycetes; Pleosporales; Pleosporaceae
Exons: 2
Coding region: 1-690 (229 amino acids)
Source: RefSeq, a predicted model, not a curated record